UAUCCUUGGCCUCCAGGGAAGCCGAGCGAGAAGGAAGAAGCUGGAAAGAGGACGGAAGGGAAGAGCGAGUGCAGGGCAGGAGUGGAAACAGCGAUGGAUCACACUCGCAGAGCUUGUUGGCUGAUUCUGACCCUGCCGACUCUGAUUUUAUUCUCCCAGUUUUCCAGUUGUAGGAGUGAACCCAGGAAAAGUCCGAUCCCGAAAGAAAAUCUCAUGGUUUUCACUGUUGCCACAAAAGAAACGGACGGAUUCAAGCGUUUCAUUAGAUCUGCAAACUCCUUCAAUUACACAGUUAAGGUCUUGGGUUUGGGGGAGGACUGGACUGGUGGAGAUGUAUCUCAAACUCCAGGAGGAGGGCAGAAAGUUCGCAUUCUGAAGGAAGCCUUGAAACAGUACGCCAACGCAAAGGACCUCGUCAUUCUGUUUGUGGACAGCUACGAUGUGAUAUUUGCUUCAGGACCUGAAGAAUUACUGAAGAAGUUUCAGCAGACAAAGCACAGUUUGGUUUUUGCUGCCGAAGUCUUUAUCUGGCCCAAUCGCCACCUUGAGGUCAAGUAUCCCCAUGUGCACGAUGGUAAACGAUUCCUCAAUUCUGGAGGAUUUAUUGGCUUUGCUCCCAAUGUUUACCAACUUGUGGAACCCUGGAAUCUGCAGGAUAAAGAUGAUGAUCAGCUCUUCUACACGAAAACAUACCUGGAUCCAGAGAAGAGGGCGAGUUUGAAUAUUACCCUCGACCACAGAUGUCGGAUUUUCCAGAAUCUGAAUGGAGCAUUAGAUGAAGUGGUUCUGAAAUUUGAGGAAGCGCAUGUGAGGGCACGAAACCUGGCGUAUGAUUCACUGCCAGUCAUCAUCCAUGGCAAUGGCCCCACAAAGAUGCAGCUCAACUAUUUGGGGAACUAUAUUCCGAAGGUUUGGACCUUUGAAACUGGCUGCACAGAGUGUGAAAAAGACACCAUAAGUUUGCCAGAAAAGGACAGCAAAUUUCCCACUGUUCUCAUUGGGAUCUUCAUUGAGCAGCUGACGCCCUUUGUAGAGGAGUUCUUUGAACGUUUGGUGAAUUUGAAUUUCCCAAAGGAACAUCUCCAAAUCUUCAUCCACAAUACACAAACUGACUAUGAGCGGUAUGUGUGGAAGUUCAUAGAGCAAUACGGGGACAAGUAUCAGAAUGUGAAAGUGAUUGGCCCAGAGGAGGAGCUUGGCAAUGCAGAUGCUCGCAACAUGGGACUUGAUAUGUGCCGUCAGGAUGUGACAUGUGAUUAUUACUUCAGUGUUGAUAUCGAAGUUGUGCUACAGAAUCGUGAUGUCCUGAAGCUCCUUAUUGAACAAAACAGAUCGAUACUGGCUCCACUGGUCAGUCGUCGCAAGAAGCUGUGGUCUAACUUCUGGGGGGCAAUGAGCGUUGAUGGAUAUUAUGCCCGGUCGGAAGAUUAUGUGGAUAUUGUUGAUCGACGGAGAAUAGGUGUGUGGAAUGUCCCAUAUAUCUCCAGUGUCUACCUGAUCCAAGGCACCUUGCUGCGGUCAGACUUGACUGACAGAGAUCUCUACCACAGUAACAAGCUGGACACAGACAUGGCUUUCUGUCACAACAUUAGAGAGCAGGGAAUCUUCAUGUACCUCACCAACAGGCAUGAGUUUGGAUACAUUCUCUCUGUGGCAAACUGUCACACCGGUAACCUCCACAAUGACCUCUGGCAGAUCUCUGAAAACCAAAAGGAUUGGGAGGAAAAGUACAUUCAUCCAAACUGGAGCAAAGCUUUCGAAGAGAAAACCUUCUUACAGCCUUGUCCAGAUGUUUACUGGUUCCCUAUUUUUACUGAACGAGCCUGUGACGACCUUGUUGAGGAGAUGGAACAUUAUGGACAAUGGUCAACUGGAGGCAAUGAGGACACACGUAUUCAGGGUGGAUAUGAAAAUGUGCCAACAAUCGAUAUUCACAUGAAUCAGAUUGGAUAUGAGAAACAAUGGCAGAAGUUUUUAAGAGAAUACAUUGCACCUUUAACAGAAAGGUUCUACCCAGGCUACUACACCAAGGCCAACUCGUUUCUGAACUUUGUAGUGAGAUACAAACCUGAGGAGCAGCCCUCGCUUGAACCCCAUCAUGAUGCCUCAACCUUCACUGUUAACGUAGCUCUAAACAGGGCAGGAGUUGAUUAUGAGGCAUUCUUUGACCUGGCCUUUGUAGUUAGAUAUAAACCUGAUGAACAGCCAUCUUUAAUGCCACAUCAUGAUGCUUCUACUUUUACUGUAAACAUUGCACUCAACAAGGUUGGAGUUGACUAUCAGGGAGGUGGCUGCAGGUUCAUCAGGUAUAACUGUUCCAUUCAAGCACCUCGGAAGGGCUGGGCCCUCAUGCAUCCAGGAAGACUGACUCAUUACCAUGAGGGUCUUCCAACCACCAGCGGAACACGAUAUAUUGCUGUCUCUUUUGUUGACCCUUAAAGUGCUUAGCAUCUGAGUGUAUGCAGUGGAAGCUGUUACAGAUGUCAGUUUGCAACAAACUUAACUUUUCUUCUUUAAGGUAUUACAGCAUGGACAGCUCAUGUCCCUCUCUGUAUAUAAUGGUUAAUAAAUUUUUCUAGGUGCUAAGUUCUAAGGGAUAGUUACAGCAGGUGUAUUUGUCAGUUGUGAAAGUUAAUAUCAGAAUAAUCAAAUCCCAGGCAAAUGACAUGAAACACAGAUACAGAGGUACCACAUCUCAUGGUAACCUGACAGUAUAUGAUCCAGAAAUCCUGGAGGUAUAUGGCUACUCUAUGCCAUUAUAACCAAAGAGUUUGUAAUAGUGGAACCUGGAAGUACAGGUCCAUCCCACCACAUAAUAAUCAGUGAGUUUCUUGGUGGUACUGGAGGUACACAAUUGGCCCAACUCAUAGCAACCAGAAGAUGUUAUCUAGGGAUCCUGGAGGUACAGGCUAUACUUUCCAUAGUAAUGAGCAUGAAUGCUGAAGGUAGACCACUACUCCAUCCCACUUUGUUUUGAGUUGGGAGGAAUGAGUAGUAUUGGAGCUGUCAGACUCUAGCUCUGUACCCGUCCUGGAUUUCAGUCCUCUAUCUACGAUGCUGAACCAAUGCAGUCAGAAUGAGAGGGGAGUGACUACAAUUGGCUUUGACUGUGAGAUCACAGAACAUACAUGUGUGUGGACCAUGGCUUGACAAGUUAGCAUCAGCUGUGAUAUUUCAGUUUUCCUGCUGACACUUGUACUCUGAACAUCCAUGGAGUAGCACCCUGAGAAUAGGGAUAGGAAACAAAAAGAUUUGAUUAUUACGAUUUGCAGGAAGAGAUGGGCAGUGAAUUUGCCUGCACAUUGCACUUACUUCACAAUUAACUGGUAGCUGAGAUUAUUGUUUGACUAAGCUAGUAAUACAGGAAAUCAUGAACUACCUCUUCACACAAAUGAUGCAAGAAUUAAGAAUGCUGCCUUGUAUGGCCAUUGCUGUAGUGUAUAAAAGAAAGAGUUGCCUGUGAAAUGAAGGUUAGAUGUAUGUGGAGAAAGGCCAAGGAAUUAUCUGUUUCUCUUCAUGUAAGUAUAGACUGUCAAGCACCCUGCUAACUAUCCCUCAUUAGAAACUUCUGGUGUUCACUGCCUGUAGACCCUCUGAACUAUUGUUUGAGAAUAUGUCAAGCAUUCUGCAUACACUAUCAAAUAUUGCUCCAUCUUGUUUUUGCUAGCUGAUCUCUAGCCUUGGCUUCACUAUUACAGUCAAAGACUCAUCAACCAUCAUUUUUUUUUACUUUUGUCUUCAAUACCUCCCAUCACAGAAAUCAGUUGUUUUAUCUCAACAGAUGAUGUGUUGAAAAUAUAGUUACAGACUCCCCACCUUGCACUGAACUGCUAACACCAUUAUUCUGCUCUGCUUACAGCUCCAGUAUUCAGAAAGUAAACAUCUAGUCUAACUGAACGUUAUUAGCUCUGCUAGGAAUGCAGUAAACGGGAGUUGGUAAGAAUUAUCACCCCAUUGGGAAACUUACAAACAAAUAGGGGUAGAAGCAGAUUGGAUGGGGAAACCGUGAGGAGAGGAGGUGCUUGGAUGCAUAAAACCUUGUGUGCCAAUAGCAUUAAGAACUUUCUUCCUGACGUCAGUUUUCCUUGUUUCCAUUUAGAAAGUGGAAUAUUCCAACUCAGAUUUUUCAUGGGAUUGACAAAUGUAGGAAAACUAAGUACCAGCCCUGGAAGUUGAAAUCAUGUGUCCUCAGCAGGUUAUACAAAUUGGCCAUCUGUUGAGCCUCGUACACAAAUCACUGCAAUUAUAUAAUCCCCUAAAAUCCGGUCAGAGAUGAAAAGUUCUUUACAGGGAGAUGAACAGAAGGAAAACAGAUGGAAAGGAAAAUUUGAGAAAAUGUGAGGCCCUUCUCCUCAUUCAUAUAUUGUCAAAAUAAA
Molecule: messenger RNA, 4376 nt
Organism: Pristis pectinata (smalltooth sawfish)
Lineage: Eukaryota; Metazoa; Chordata; Chondrichthyes; Rhinopristiformes; Pristidae
Gene: plod1a
Product: procollagen-lysine, 2-oxoglutarate 5-dioxygenase 1a
Exons: 20
Coding region: 94-2439 (781 amino acids)
Biological process (GO): peptidyl-lysine hydroxylation
Cellular component (GO): endoplasmic reticulum
Molecular function (GO): procollagen-lysine 5-dioxygenase activity; iron ion binding; L-ascorbic acid binding
Source: RefSeq, a predicted model, not a curated record